This is a messenger RNA of Loxodonta africana (African savanna elephant), 7327 nucleotides long. RefSeq names its product olfactory receptor 8K5-like. Gene Ontology annotation, biological process: G protein-coupled receptor signaling pathway; sensory perception of smell. Gene Ontology annotation, cellular component: membrane. The record is from RefSeq and is a predicted model, not a curated record. NCBI's taxonomy places the organism in Eukaryota, Metazoa, Chordata, Mammalia, Proboscidea, Elephantidae. The coding region runs from base 855 to 1796 and encodes 313 amino acids. The transcript has a single exon. Gene Ontology annotation, molecular function: G protein-coupled receptor activity; olfactory receptor activity; odorant binding.
UAAAACCUAUAAAUAUGAACUUUCUUAAAUUCAAGACACAUUUCAGCAUACUAGGUGGUAGGCAUGUUCUUAGAAGCUAUUCUAACACCAGAAUGAUAGCAUUAUUAAGUGAUAUAUGUCAUUGUUUUGAACCAUCAAAAUAUACCUUUUGAGCCUCAAAUAUCAUUAACUCGAAUCCUAUUUAUUUGGACCCCAGAAAUGCCUACUGGUACCCCAAGGCAAACUGAUAUUUGGUGAAGUGUAAUCGAAAGGAUGUUGGAAUGGUAAGAGAAUGUGCCUUUAACUGAUCAUGGUUAAAAUAUUCUUCUUUCAGGACACUUACCAGGAUACAUCACUACGUGAAUGCAUUGCUAAGGCCUUGCUGAAGGUCUUGGAAGGGGCCAGAACUAAUAAGGGGCCAUAAAACUUGUUUCACUAACUUCAUGUUAUCUUUUUCACUCUCUUUAAGAAUAUCAAUAUCUUGUAAAUAUUCUCAGACCAAAAAAAAAGGAAGGGCUCUAAAGUAAAAUGCUGAUGACAUUGUGCAGAUAAAAUAAAGUAUAAUAUUUCUAUAUUAAUAAAAAUGUGUGUUUGUUACUAACAAAAUAACAAAUACUGUUGAUCUACUUUAGAAUUUAAUUUAUGUUGUAUCAGUAAAUACUUUGUUUUAUAUGGACCCCUCCUAUUUUGGGAUGAAGGAGAUUGUAAAGAUUACUAAAGUAAGAUGUAAAAAUUAAUUUUCUCACCACACAUACGAAGGAAGAAAGCAUCGGUAGUUCAGUGGUAGAAUUCUUGCCCUCUGUUUGUUUAGACGAUGCGAUAUGAAAGAUAAUACAAGCAUGUCUGUUUUUUCUCAGAAGAGAUAACUGGACUAAAUGGACCAAAAGAACCUAACGAUGAUGACUGAAUUCAUUCUAAUCGGAGUCACAAGGCGCCCUGAACUGCAGCUUCCCCUUUUUGGGGUCUUCCUCCUCAUCUACAUGAUCACAGUGAUGGGAAACCUAGGCCUGAUCAUCCUGACCAAGGUGGACUCCCGCCUACACACUCCUAUGUAUUUUUUCAUCAGACACCUGGCCGUCAUUGAUCUUGGUAAUUCUACUGUCAUUUGUCCCAAGAUGCUAGUAACUUUUGUUGUGAAUAAAAAUACCAUUUCUUAUUAUGAAUGUGCCACACAGCUGGCUUUCUUCAUUUUGUUCAUUAUCAGUGAACUUUUCAUCUUGUCGGCCAUGGCCUAUGACCGCUAUGUGGCCAUCUGUAACCCUCUGCUCUACAAUGUUAUCAUGUCCCCAAGACGUUGCCAUGUGCUUGUGGGUAUUCCAUACAUUUAUAGUAUCUUUCAGUCUCUGAUGUUCACCAUUAAGAUUUUCACAUUGACCUUCUGUGGCUCUAAUGUCAUCAGUCAUUUCUAUUGUGAUGAUGUCCCCUUGAUACCUAUGCUCUGCUCAAAUACACAAGAGGUACAGCUGUUGAUCAUAAUGUUUUCAGCAUUUAAUUUGAUAUCCUCCCUCCUGGUUGUCCUGCUGUCCUACCUGCUGAUUCUGAUAGCCAUAUUUCGAAUGCAUUCUGCUGAGGGCAGGAGAAAAGCUUUCUCCACAUGUGGUUCUCAUCUGACAGUGGUGGUUGUGUUCUAUGGGUCUCUACUAUUCAUGUAUGUGCAGCCCAAAUCUGCUCAUUCUUUUGAUACUGACAAAAUGGCCUCAGUGUUUUACACUUUAGUCAUUCCCAUGCUUAACCCCUUGAUCUACAGCUUAAGGAAUAAAGAAGUAAAAAGUGCCUUCUACAGGGUCAUUAAGAAUCCAUGCAAUCUUUGUAUUUAAUAUUCAAUAUGCAAUACUGUUUUGAGGCAAAUGUACUGGAAAUUAUCUCUAAAACAUUUUCUUUGGCUGCAAAGCUAAGACUGAUUAUAAAGCAAAGACAAAUGCUCUGUGCCCAUUAUAUUCAUUCAAAUUAAUUCUCAUAAUGUAUAUUUCAAGUUAAAUGUCAUUUCUUGCCCAAAAUGGCAAGCUUCUAUUCAUUCUUUCCUUAUGUGAUUUUAUAGAAACUCAUAUUUCCCUAACGAAAAGAUUUGUCAGGCACCUCAUCAGUAAACCGUGUGUUUGUUUCAAUGUUGUUUUUGUUUUCAUUAAGAACGGAAUGUUCUCAACCUUGCUUUCAUGUCUUUUCUUAGACUAAAUUAAUACUAAAAUAAGUAAUCAAAACUGGAGACAAAGUGUUACUGGUGUUCCUGUCGACCCCAUCAGUAAUUAGCCUUGUGUGUCUCCUACUGUGAUAAUCAUUUCUUAUCUAUGUGCUGCUCCAACAUAUGUGAAGUGUGCUAGAUAAUUUUGAUCAGUUAUAUAAUUUGACAUCCUUCCUUCUGAGAAAACUAGUCCUGCAUGCUGGUUCUCACUACCCUAUUCUUCAUGCACAGACAGUAGUUAGAAAAGAAAAAAAAAAAUGAAAAGUGAAUAGAGACGGGGAGAGAAAAGGAGGAAGGAGAAAAAAUAUUAAGGAUGCCUGAUGUGAAGGACUAUUUAUUAAAGGUAAUAACUGAUGGAGAUUAUGAUGAUUAAAAAAGAAUUCUAAAACCAAGAGAACAUAUUGGCAUGCUUUCUAAGUCUUAUUUUCAAUGUAUUGGAGAAUAUUAUAUGUAUAAAGAAGGAAGAUCAAUGUAUAAAAAGGGCAUAUUACUCUAGAGUGAACAAUUGUAUUGCUCAACAUCCACGUAUUUUAUUAAAGGCAAAAUGUGGAUAUUGUUACACUUCAUUUGUAGAGGAUGUAUAAGGGAUGGUAAGCUGAAUUCUACUGAAUGCAUCGAUAUUAUACUGAAGCAGUAAAUACUUUCACCAUUAAUUUCUUUUUGUUCACUAAAAGACUGUGGGAACAAAUAUUUAUGAUAUUUCCAAUUUUUAUUCCUUUCAAACUAACAAAAAAUCUUCCUAUCUUCCAUGUUGCCUUCAUCUUCAUUAGGUUAAUUACAAAACCCUUGUCAAGGGUCAUAAUUUACUCAAAACAAAAAUGAAAUAGUGUUUACUCUCUGUUUUUCCUUGGCAUAGACAGAGUUCUAAGAAAAAAUUCUGAAUAGCUCAAUAAGAUGGCUGGUAAAACAAGAAAGUAAAGACAUUUACCAUAGUGCUGAUGGUCCUUACCCCAUCUUGAUUUUGUUCUAGUCUCCACAAGGAUGUGUGCCACUAACCCAGAGAAGUACAAACUUUAGUAUAUUAUGCCUAAAGUGCAUAUUUUCUUCAUUUUUUUGGAAACCUAAUAGUAUCUGACAGAGCUAGAAUAUAUGUGCAAUACCCAAUACUGAACUAAAGCAGAAACCUUGUCAAAAAUGCAGAAUGAUUACAUAUUUUGGAAAGAAUCAAAACUGUUCAAGAAGUGACAACAAUUUAUGUCAGAAAAGCUACUAUGGUAAAACAGGUAAACAGAAUAAUAUUUAUGUAAUCAUAAAAUUACAGAUUUCUAGGUGUUUUAAUUUGGAGUGUUAUUGAGUAUAAUGCGGUUUACAUAUUUUAUAUGAUUUAAUAUGUACCUAUACAUAUUUAUGUAUGAUUUAAGACCACACUGAAUCAACAUAAAGGUAUAUUAGAAGCUCCAAAAAAUUGAUCUCAGAUAGAAGAAACACACACACCAUUGCUUUGUCAAUUCCAAAUCAUGGUGACCAUGCGUGUGUCAGAAUAGAACUGUCCUGCAUAAGGGUUCAAUGGCUGAUUCUUCAUAAGUAGAUCCAAAGGUUUUUCUUUAAGUCAUUCCUGGGUGGAUUCCAAACUCCAACCUUUUGGUUAGCAGCCUGAGGUUGUGUGUGUGUAUCCAUAUAUAUAUAUAUGUAAGUAUGUAUGUAUGUACAGAGGAAACCCUGGUGGCAUAAUGGUUAAGUGCUACUGCUGCUAAACAAAAGGUCGGCAGUUCAAAUCCAUCAGGCACUCCCUGGAAACUCUAUGGGGUAGUUCUACUCUGUCCUAUAGAGUCGCUAGGAGUGGGAAUUGACUCGACGGCACUGGGUUUGGUUUUGUUGUUUUUUUUUAUGUAUAUACAGAGACGAUGAACAAAAAUGCAGUAGCUAAUAUAAACACCACAUUGGCUUGAUUUUUUUUAACACAAACGUUCAUUCAAUAUAAACUUAUAUAUUUAUUAAGCCAAACUGUAAAAAUCUACUUCAUCAUGAAAUGUAUUUUUUCUGUAUUUUGCAGAAAAAGUACAAAUCUUAAAAAACUCAAGAAAUGGAUAAAUUGAAGAAUUUGAUGAACAGAGCAUUAAUAGACAACACAUUGAAGAGCUGAAAUAUGUGUUUAUAAUAAUUAUUUAUUACGGUGAAAUUCACAACACAAUCAUUUAAAAGUGUUCAAUUCAGUGGCUUUUAUUACAUUCACAAUAAUGUGUAACCAUCAGGUUUAUCUAGCACAAGAUAAUUUUUAUCACUCCAUAGAUGUCCUCCUAUAGAUUAGGAUACCUCUCCUGAAGUUCUCUACCUCCACACAGCCCCUGACAACCAUGAAUCUGAUUUUUGUCUCUAUGGCUUUUCCUAUUCUGCUAUUGCAUAUGAGUAGAAAUGUUCAAUAUGUGAUCUUCUGAUUUUUUGCUUUUCUUACUUAGCAUUAGAUUUUCCAGUUUCAUCCACAUCAUAGCAUGUAUUGCUACUUCAUUUUUUAUGAGAGAAUGAAUGAAUAUACUGUAUUUUCUUUAUUCAUUUAUCUGCUGAUGGACAUUGAGUUGUUUCUACUUUUUUUUGCUAUUGUGAAUUUGCUUCUAUGAACAUUCAUGUAAAAUUUUUUGUUUGAACAUGUUUUCAAUUCUUUUCGGUAUAUACUAGAAGAGGAUUUGCUGCACCCAAAGGCAAUUUUACAUACUGCAACAUUGGUUGUAGUAUAUAUUACUUAUGGUAAGAUACAUAAGAAAAAAAAAAACAGAUGGUCUUAAGUGUGGGUCCUUGUUACUCGAAUAAUUCAUAAGUUGGGGAUUACGGGUAUCUCCCAUUUUUGAAAGUUUGCUUUACACCACUUCACUUUUAUGAAAGGCCUGCAUUAGUACUUUUUUUCACUGCUGGAAGUCCUAGCUAGAACAAUAAGCCAAGAAAAAGAAAUAAAGGGCAUCAAAAUUGGUAAGGAAGAAGUAAAACUAUCCCUAUUGGCAGAUGUUAUAAUACAGUACAUAGAGAGCAGCCCUGGUGGCGCAGUGGUUAAACAUUUGGCUGAUAACCAAAAUGUUGGCAGUUCAAACCUACCAGCUGCUCCUUGGAAGUCCUAUGGGCCAGUUCUACUCUAUUCUAGAGGAUUGCUAUAGGUUGGAAUCAACUCGAUGGCAAUGUGGUUGGUUUUUGGUUUUUUAUACAUAAAGAACCCAGAAGGCUCCACAUUAAAACUACCGGAACUAAUAGGAAGAUUCAGCAGAGUAGCAGGAUACAAGACAUACAAAAAUCAUUUGGAUUCCUAUACACCAAUACAGCGAACUAUGAAAAUGAAAUCAGAAAUACCAUUUAUAAUAUCCCUUAAAAACAAAUAAACAAACAAACAAAAAAAAACUUAGGACUAAAUCUAACCAGGGACUUAAAUACCUGUACAAAGAAAACUACAAAACCUUACUUGAAAAAACCAAAAGAGACCAUCAUAAAUGGAAGAACACACCAUGUUCAUGAAUCAGUAGGCUCAACAUUGUGAAAAUGUCAAUUCUACCUGAAGCAAUCUAUCAAUACAAUUAAACCAGAUCCAAAUACCAACAGCAUUAUUUAAUGAGAUAGAAAAACUAAUCAUUAAUUAUAUGGAAUAUAAAGAGGCCUCGGAUAAGUAAAACACUAUUGAAGAAGAAGAAUAAAGUAGAAGGUCGCGAACUACCUGACCUCAGAACCUACUAUAUUACUACAGUAGUCAACAAAACAGCCUGGUACUGGUACAACGACAAAUACUUGAACCAAUGGGACAGAAUCGAGAACCCCAGUGUAAGUCCAUUCACCUAUGGUUGCCUGACAGAAUUACUGGGCUGAGGAAUGGGGACCAUGGUCUCAGAAGACCAAGCUCAAUUGGCACAAUGUAGUUAAUAAAGAAAACAUUCUACAUCCUACUUGGUUGAGAAGCAGCUGCGGUCUUAAAAUCUUCUGAGUGGCCAUUUAAGAUACUCCACUGGUCCCACCCUAUCUGGAGCAAGUAAGAAUGAAUAAAACCAAAGACACUAGGGAAAGAUUUGUCCAAAAGACUAAAGGGCCACAACUCCCACAGCCUCCACCAGACUGAGUCCAGCACAGCUAGAUGGUGCCCAGCUACCACCACCAACCACUCUGACAAGGAUCAUAAUAGAGGGUUCCCAUGUGAGCUGGAGAAAAAUGUAGAACAAAAUUGAAACUCAUAAAAAAAGACCAGAGUUACAAGUCUGACAGAGACUGGAGAAAUCCUGAGAAUAUGUCCCCCGGACACUUUUUUAACUCAGUACUGAAGUUGCUUCUGAGGUUCGCCCUUCAGCCAAAGAUUAGGUAGGCCCAUAAGAAAAAACAACAAUACUCAAUCAUGUAUAAGAGACUAAAUGGGCACACCAGCCCAGGGGCAAGAAGGAAAGACAGGAAGGGGCAGGAAAGCUGGACAAAUAAAACACAUUUGUCAAAGCUCAUCAAUGUGUCAGCGUGUUUCAUUGUACUUAAUGUUUCCGCAAUUCUUGUACAUAUGGAAGUCACCAAGGAAGGAGGCAUGGGUAAAAUUUUAUAAGAGACAAGAUAUAUUCUCUUACAAGUAAAUUUGACUCACUAUGAGGUCCUACUGAACAUUACCCAACUCUGGUGAUAUGACAGCUAAGGAACUCCUAAAGUCAGGGCAAUUAUGUGGUAACACAUUGCAUUACAAUAAUUCUUAUGGGUUUGUCUUAUGAAAGGGAAGGUAAAUAUAUCCUUAUUUAGAGGUGUGGGACAGGAGAGGUAAAGUUUUAAUUUCAAAUCCUCUGGUUAUUAAUUAUGUAAUUUUUUAAAAUUUCAGGCAAUUAUACAGUUCAGCUGAGGUCACCUUCUUCUGAAUAUGAGAUUCCCAGUUGCUUUAUAGAACGUUUUGACUCGUGGCAGCCCCAUGUGUGUCAGGGCAGGACUGCACACUCCACGGUUUCCAAUGGCUGACUUUUAAAAACCAGAAUGCCAGGCAUUCCUUCUGAGGCUCCUUUGGAUGGACUUGAACUUUCAACCUUCUUGGUUAGCAGCAGAGCGUGUUAAACGCUUACACCACCCAGUAAAUAUGGAAAUAGCAUGGGUUAAAUUAUGAGUUAAAUGUUGAGUUUAACAUAUGUAUGAGCCAAUUCAUAUAUAUACAGCACAGUGCCUGGCACAUAUUUCUUUUGGUAAUAAAUUUGUAGAAAAAUCCUAGGUCAUGAUAAUAAUGGUAUUUACUAUUUCAUCAUG